GUAAGCGCCAUAUGAGGAAAUAUUUCUCCCUUGCCGAGAGCUACUUUGACUUUGACCAGCAGAGGAAGAGGAGAGAGAAGAGCCAGGUAGCUCGUGUUGUCGUCUUCAGGUUAGCUGGCGAAGCUCUGCUAACUACCGGUGCGCCCAUUGUCGGACAAGUCUACUUUUGACACUUCUUUGAUCAUGAAGAGCUCCAAAGAGGCCGUGCAGUCUGCAGCCAAAGAGUUCCUGCAGUUUGUCAACAGAGGAGUGUCUCCAUACCACGUGGUUGAAGAAUGCAAGCGGCGUCUGUUGGCUGCGGGCUUCACCGAGCUGAAGGAGUCAGAGAAGUGGAACAUCGAGCCGUCCAAGAAGUACUUUGUGACCAGGAACUAUUCCAGCCUCAUCGCCUUCGCUGUGGGUGGACAGUACCUUCCAGGAAAUGGCUUCUCCAUGAUCGGAGCCCACACAGACAGCCCCUGCCUUAAGGUGAAGCCGAGGUCUUUGAAGACAAAGCAGGGAUGUCUGCAGGUCGGAGUCGAGUGCUACGGCGGCGGCAUCUGGAACACAUGGUUUGACCGUGACCUUACCAUUGCUGGCCGCGUGAUGGUCAAGAGUGACGGCAGGAUGCUUCAUAAGCUGGUUCAUGUGCCAAGACCUCUGCUCAGGGUCCCUAACCUCGCCAUCCACCUACAGAGGGACGUCAACGACUCCUUCGGCCCAAACAAGGAGAACCACCUCGUGCCCAUUAUCGCCACGGCUGUCCAGGAGGAGCUGGAGACGGGCUCUGUGUCCUGUGGAGACGCCUCCUGUGCAACCAAGACGGCAGAAAAACACCACCCGGUGCUGGUGAAGGUGCUGUGUUCAGAGCUUGGCAUUGCGCCUGAAGCUCUGCUGGACUUUGAGCUGUGUCUGGCUGACACUCAGCCUGGGGCGCUAGGAGGCGUGUACGAAGAGUUCAUUUACUCUCCUCGUUUGGACAACCUCCACAGCUGCUACUGCGCCCUGCAGGGCCUGGUCGAGUCCUGCUCCGGAGACUCUUUGGCCAAAGAUCCCAACAUCCGCAUGAUCACUCUGUACGACAAUGAAGAGGUCGGAUCAGAGAGCGCUCAGGGAGCUCAGUCAAACCUGACGGAGCUCAUCCUCAGCCGCCUCGCCGCCUCCUCCUCCAACCUCACCGCUUUUCAACAGGCAGCGCCGCUCUCCUUCAUGAUCAGCGCUGACAUGGCACACGCUGUGCACCCCAACUACAUGGAGAAGCACGAGGAGAACCACCGACCAGCUUUCCACAAGGGCCCAGUGAUCAAAUUUAACAGUAACCAGCGCUACGCCACCACGGCUGUCACCGCCUCCGUUGUCAGAGAGGUCGCCAGCCAGGUCGGCGUGCCCCUGCAGGAUGUGAUGGUCCGUAACGACAGCCCAUGUGGAACCACUAUCGGACCAAUCCUGGCCGCCCGCCUCGGGAUCCCUGUGAUGGACAUAGGAGCUCCGCAGCUCUCCAUGCACUCGAUCAGAGAGAUGUGCUGCACCUCCAGCGUCCUGCAGAGCACCACACUCUUCAAGGGCUUCUUCGAGUUGUUCCCCACAGUGAGGAGCACACUGGUUGUCGACUAGAGCCGAGGAGAGCCAUAACUGAUGGAAACAAAGGAUGACAUUUUCAUCAAGCAGGUUGCAUUUACACAUGCAGGAUCCAGCACUUACUGAUGCAAAGUGUAUGUCCAUCAGAAAAGGUGGAAAUCUGGUCUUGUGUAUUUGAUGAAGAUGACAAAUCCUUUCCUUAAGACACUUUUUCAGUAUUUCUCCUCUAUACCCUAAUAUGCUGUAAUCAUAUCACCAAUGAAGGUUGUGACUGUUUCUAACGAUCUGAAAUUGUUUAGGAAAUAAUAAAAUGUGUUAAAGUUU
Molecule: messenger RNA, 1881 nt
Organism: Labrus bergylta (ballan wrasse)
Lineage: Eukaryota; Metazoa; Chordata; Actinopteri; Labriformes; Labridae
Gene: dnpep
Product: aspartyl aminopeptidase
Biological process (GO): proteolysis
Molecular function (GO): zinc ion binding; aminopeptidase activity
Source: RefSeq, a predicted model, not a curated record